AUGGUCAAGCGUACUAAGAAGGUCGGAAUCACUGGUAAAUACGGUACCCGUUAUGGUGCUUCUCUUAGAAAGACCGUUAAGAAGAUGGAAAUCACUCAACAUUCCACCUAUACUUGUACUUUCUGUGGUAAGGACGCCGUUAAGCGUACUGCCGUUGGUAUUUGGAAGUGUAAGGGUUGUAAGAAGGUCUUAGCUGGUGGUGCUUACUCUGUCUCUACUGUUGCUGCUGCUACUGUCCGUUCCACCAUCCGUCGUCUCCGUGAACUUGCUGAAAUCUAA
This is a messenger RNA of Mycotypha africana, 279 nucleotides long. Its product is annotated as 60S ribosomal protein L37a. Gene Ontology annotation, molecular function: structural constituent of ribosome. The record is from RefSeq and is a predicted model, not a curated record. Gene Ontology annotation, cellular component: ribosome. The transcript is spliced from 3 exons. Lineage: Eukaryota; Fungi; Mucoromycota; Mucoromycetes; Mucorales; Mycotyphaceae. Bases 1 to 279 code for a protein of 92 amino acids. Gene Ontology annotation, biological process: translation.